AUGUGGAAGACUGGAUUUUCGAGGCAAGAGCAAUAUCCUAAAAUGACCGAUCAACCUGAUGAUGAUAACAAUAUGCCGACAUUAGAUUCCGAUUCAUUAUAUCCAUCUGCCAUAAUGCAUCAAGAAACUCAAGGACAACAGUACCUCAAUUCUUCCAAUACAUGGAAUAAUGGUAAAUCACCAAAUUCAGUGUCUCUCGUGUCACAAUAUCAAAGGCAAAGAGCGAAGCCACCUCAGUUUAUCAAUCCUCUUCUCAAAACAUUGGAGGCUCUGGGCAUUAAAAGUCCAAGUCAACCAAGUGCAGCCCAAGUUGCUUAUAGAUUGACUAAAUUAAUUAAUACAAGGAAGAAAAUGGUUAAAAGAGAGCAGGAUUUCUUUUCUAGUAUUGCAAAUUGGAUGGCCAUUUUACCAAAUUAUGAAAACUCCAGAAUGUUAUCUGAAUAUAAUGCUCUUUUAGAUAUUCAGAUCAGAUCAGAGGAAGAAUUGAUCAGAAAACAAGAGAAUAUUAAUCUACAACUUGCACAUGUUUUUCAAAGGGAAAACAAAAUGGAGGUACAAAGAAAUAAGCGGCAAGCUACUAUGAUCGAAGUGAGAGAGGAGGAAAGAAAAAAGGGAGAAGGGCAAGCUCUACAUCUAGCCAAAGAAAAAAUUGAGGAAAUCGACGCCUCAAUUGAGGUUAUUAAUGAACAACUGAUAAAGGCGAUUAGUACAGUUCUAAAAGGUUCUCUUCUAGAUUAUGCAAUAUGUCUUCAGACAUCUUGCAACAGAAUGAAAGAAGGAUGUGAUACAUUAUUCAGGUAUGUCAAUGAAGGGAGCAUGUACCCCGUAAAUAAAAUAUAUGCUGAAACUACGCGAGAAUCGGGAUUUGAAAGAAUACAUCCCCUUACAGGAUCGGGAUCAGGAUCGGAAUCCAGGUUGUCAGAUGAUAAUAAAGAAAAUAAACUCAAAGACCGUACAAAUGAGCUUAAUUUAUUAAAAAGUGGCAAAAUCAGAAAUGCAUCAUCUAAAAAAGUAUUUGAAGGAGCCGGAGAUGAAGCCACAUCUGGUGUGGAGCCAACAUGUUCGGAAUGUCUGGCUGUGGGAAAGGCGGGAAAAGUUGUUCACGCCGCAUUUUGCAGUCAUUUUAAAAAGCCAGCUUUAGAAAGACCGGCUUCAUCCCAGAGCAUUUCCAUGCCCGGUAAAAUUUCACAACGACUUUCUAGCUUGAUGAGAUCUAAGGAAUCUAGCAUCUGGCAAUAA
Molecule: messenger RNA, 1239 nt
Organism: Brettanomyces bruxellensis
Lineage: Eukaryota; Fungi; Ascomycota; Pichiomycetes; Pichiales; Pichiaceae
Exons: 1
Coding region: 1-1239 (412 amino acids)
Source: RefSeq, a predicted model, not a curated record